Diorhabda sublineata is the source of this 813-nucleotide messenger RNA. RefSeq lists its product as uncharacterized. Bases 1 to 813 code for a protein of 270 amino acids. The transcript has 3 exons. The record is from RefSeq and is a predicted model, not a curated record. NCBI's taxonomy places the organism in Eukaryota, Metazoa, Arthropoda, Insecta, Coleoptera, Chrysomelidae.
AUGCUUUGGGCAGUUCUACCUCCUUACUUAGUUUGUAAAUCUAAAAAUAUGUACGAUACUUGGAUGGAAGUAGACCAGAAGGAACCCGUUAAAAUCGCUCAAAGAUGGGGUGAUUUGAGAGCCCUAUAUUUUAAGAUUGGAAUCGGUUUUUACAAAGAGUGCUUUUAUAAUAAGAGUCCCGGACUGUGUAUAAAAGAAAAAACGUUGACAGCUUUGAACGAAAGCAUUAUGGACGAAAGACCGAUAUAUUUUGGACUUUUCGAAAUUAAGAAAAAUCCUGAUUAUUUUUUAAAUCAAACGACCGAUUUAGAUACAGGAGAGGGGAUAGCCAGGAGUGAGAAAUUAAGUGAUGCUUUGAUGCAGAAAUUCGAGCAAUUUUUAAAGUCAAGGUCCAUAAAACUAAACUUGUCAAAUGCUUUCGAAGGUAGAAAAGGAGGCGGUGGUGGAGGUGGAGGAGGUGGCAAAAAAGGAGGGGGUGGAGGAGGAGGAGGUAGCCUAAUUAUAUUGGCAAUUUGUGGAAUGGGAGCUAUGAUGGUGAAUAUGGUUAUGGGAAAAAUGGCAAUGAUGGCAGGUUCUGCUUUGAUGAUUGCAAAAGUUUCCCUGCUCCUUUCCCUUAUAAUGCUGGUUAAGAAGAUGCAAGAGAAAGGAGGCGGUGGCGAAGAGAAGCACAUAGUUUAUGCAGACGCUGGUCACAGCCACGGUGGAGGAGGAUAUGGAGGAGGCGGAGGUUGGCAUAGAAGUUUGGAUGAUGCUCAAAAUAUUGUCUAUAAAGGCCAAUGGACUGCCUCAACUGAUAAUGGUUCGGGUUUAUGA